This is a messenger RNA of Puccinia graminis f. sp. tritici CRL 75-36-700-3, 1881 nucleotides long. RefSeq lists its product as uncharacterized. Gene Ontology annotation, molecular function: protein binding. The transcript is spliced from 2 exons. NCBI's taxonomy places the organism in Eukaryota, Fungi, Basidiomycota, Pucciniomycetes, Pucciniales, Pucciniaceae. Bases 109 to 1320 code for a protein of 403 amino acids. Gene Ontology annotation, cellular component: mitochondrial matrix. The record is from RefSeq and is a predicted model, not a curated record.
AGGCGGCCAGAGUCAACCGAAACCAGAAGAAAUUUUCCACCCAGGGCCAGAUCUCCUCGUGUAGAUGACUGGUGACGAGAAGGAGACGAGCUAGAGAAAAAUACAGCGAUGCGACCAGUCAUCCUCACCACCCCACGAUCGGUCUCGGUCGGCCUCUCAGGACAUUCUCACUCGUUCCAUUCGAGCUCAAGGGCGACAGAGUGGCUGAGGACUCGGCUGGUUGACCGGGGACUGAUUAGCUUGAAGGGCGAGAAAUCCAAGACUUUCCUCCAAGGACUGAUCACAAACAAUCUCAACAGGCUCAGUAGUCAAGAAGAGGCUCACCACAACACCGCGUUCUACACGGCCUUCCUCACUCCUCCCGGUCGGCUUCAGUUCGACGGAUUCGUGUACCCCGAGCCCCCAGAGAAUGAGGCACAGUGCUUGUUGAUCGACCAUCAUCUCCCUGAAGCCGAUCGACUGCUGGCCUGGCUGCGCAGGUUCGUGCUCAACAGUCGUGUCAAAAUCUCGAAGGACUCCAGGGAGCUCUGGGCAGUUUGGCCCAAUCACCCUCUCGACAACAUUCAGUCCCUUCUCCCCAACUCUUCACUCCUCGAACAGCCCUCAAAUCAUGCUUGGAAGGACCAUCGGGGAGAUCAGAGGCUGGGCUAUCGGAUCAUUGGAAAUCCGGAGUCAGUUCCGGAGCUCGAACCUCUAGCCCAGUUACCCGAAGCUCCCUUAUCAGCCUAUGCACUCCACGUCCUUUUACAUGCCUCGCUGCCCCCAUCUUUAUCGCCACCCUAUCCGGUCACACUACCCUUCGAAGCCAAUCUGGAUUACCAUCAUGGAGUUGAUUUCAGGAAGGGAUGUUAUGUUGGCCAGGAGCUUACAGCAAGGACGUACCAUACAGGGGUGAUCCGAAAACGAAUGGUGCCGGUAUCUAUUGAGAAAGACGGGCUUCCAGCGCUUGCUAGCGUUCCGGAUAGGCUCUCGAUCUCGGACACCCAGAUGGCCGAUCGCCCACUCACCGAGCGUCUCGAAGGCCACGAGUUACGCCUCGGCUCACAACCUCCAAACACAUCCACAAUCCCCGCCCAAAAGCAGAAAACGAUCGGAAAGCUCUGCGGGCCCUUUAUCUCAACAUCCCCUGUGAACCAUCACUCUAGCGACGGCCCUCGCUCUUUGCUCUACGGUCUGGCACUGCUCCGAAUCGACCAUGACGCGUUCAGCCCUUCGGUAGAACAUCCCUGGCCAACUAUUAGCCUCUCCACAGUCGAUCAGGAUCUCUCUCCUUGGACCAUUCAGCCUAUUAAACCUGUCUGGUGGCCCUCGUCCAAAUAAGUCCACCUGGCACCAUCCAUUCCCAUCAAACGCAAUUCCAAUCGAUCUCCUUCCUAGAUAUCACGUUUGAUGCAACUUUCAAGCUCGAGAAUGGUAUCAUUCCAAUCCUUGUCACCUUCGAUGAUCGUCUUGAGCUCCUCUGGACGUCUUCCUUCAUGGCACUCAACAAGGACUGUCGAUAUGGUUGAACAUCAUGAUCAUUGGUAUACGUAUAUUAUUGGAUCACUCAUCAGAUGAAUAUAACAUGAAAAUCGCCAAGGCCACUCCCUCGAUGAUCGAUAUCCACGAUCAAAUGAGAUCUUAAAUAAUGGAUUAUCAUGUGUCUGAUGACUGUUGUAAUGAUCACCUCUGAGCACAUUCAACAUGUGGAUGGAAGAGAAAUGAGGAGGUGUAUGUGGGUGUUGACUGAGUGGAGCUGGCGUAUAUGACUAUGUUAUUAUGCUUUUGAAAGAAACACAAAGGGGAAAAAAAUCAACUCCAACCUCCAACAAGUAUGAUGCAAUAGGACCUAUGUUUCCCAUUCUCUUUGGAUCCCAUCAGCCUAUGUGUGAUAAGGCAGCA